GCACGCAGUCUGGGGAAGAAAGUUCUGUGUUUUAAGAGUGGGACCUGCCCAGGAGGAUUCACGCUGCCAUGUGUUCGUACUGCUGUCUCUGCACCCAGAAAAUGCCAGGAUGGUCCCUUGGAUGGCUGUGGCUCUGAUUACAGCCACAACCUUCUUUUCCUGUGUGGACCCUGGGAGUUGUCAUUCCUGCCUAGAGGUUAUUCCAAGUAUUGAAUACCAGUGCAUGGACAGAAAUUUCUCUGAAGUCCCAAUGGAUGUACCUUCAUCCACUCAGAACUUGGACCUGAGCUUCAACCCACUGAGGUCUUUGGCUCCACGAAGUUUUUCCAGGAUCACUGGACUGAGAAUCCUUGACUUGUCCAGAUGUGAUAUUCAAAAGAUUGAAGAUGACGCUUAUCAGGGCCUAUAUAAUCUCUCCACUUUGAUCCUGACGGGAAACCCAAUCCAGAGUCUGGGUCUCAGAGCCUUCUCUGGCCUGCCAAGAUUACAGAAGCUGGUUGUUGUAGACACAAAUCUUGUAUCUCUGGAGGACUUCCCCAUUGGACAUCUCAUGACCCUGCAAGAACUAUAUCUGGGACAUAAUAACAUCAGUUUUCUCCAGUUACCCAGUUAUUUUGCCAGCUUCAACUCCCUGCAGCAUCUGGACUUUCACCUCAAUCAGAUAAAAAAUAUUUCUGAUGGAGAUUUAGAGCCUAUAAAACUGAAUUCCAAGCUCACCCUAGACCUUUCCCAGAAUCCUAUUCAAUAUAUCCAUCCAGGUGUCUUGAAGGGGAUUCACUUAUCUGGACUAAAUCUGAGAGGAAGUUUCCACAGCUCAGCAAUCAUGCAUGCUUGUCUUAAGGGAAUGACUGGCUUACAAGUUGAUAAGCUGGUGCUUGGAAACUACAAAAAUGAAAUCCAAAUGGACAGCUUUGAGAGCAGCAUCCUAGAUGGGUUGUGUGAGGUGAACAUUGAUGAAUUUUGGAUGGUUGCCCCCUCUGACUUCCCUUCAGAUAAUGGAUUUUUCAAAUGUUUAGUCAAUGUUUCUGUUUUAUAUCUAGUUGCAGCUCCCCUAGAGGAGCUUCCUAACCUACCAAUAUUUCCUAAUCUGUUCUCUUUGACCUUCACUGACUGCAACUUUGAUAGAUUGCCUAACUUGUCACCUACCUCUUUCCCCUCCCUUAAAGAACUCCGGUUUACUCGUCACAAAGAUCUCACCACUUUGUCUGAUUUGGAACUUCCCAGUCUGGAGCUUCUGGACCUCAGCCAAAAUGCUCUGAAUCUUUUGUCCUGUUGUUCUGAUAAGACAUUUGAUACACCCAAGCUGAAAUAUUUGAACCUGAGUUAUAAUGCCAAUAUCCAUUUGUCUAAGAACUUCAUGGGUCUUGAGAGCCUAGAAUCUCUGGACCUUCAACAUUGCCAACUGAAAGGUCAGGAUGAUUACCCUGCCUUUUUCUCACUCGCAAAUCUCCAGUACCUGGAUAUUUCUUACACAAACACUCAUGUCAAAUCUAAACACAUUUUCACAGGUUUGAGCAAUCUCAGACAUCUGAAAAUGGCUGGUAACUCUUUUCAGGACAAUAUCUUACAUGACAUCUUCAAGAACUUGAGUCAGCUUGUCUCACUCAAUAUUUCCUACUGUCACUUAGAAGUACUCCAAGGAGCAAUGGAGUCCCUCCGUCAACUCCAGGUGUUGGAUAUUAGCCAUAACAACCUCCAGACUUUUGAUCCACUCAUUUAUGUGCCUCUUUCAAACCUCCAGGUCCUGAACUGCAGUUCCAACAGCAUUACAGCAGUAGAUGGGCAGAAUCUACAGGAACUGUCAGGGACCCUGGUUUCUAUUGAUCUUUCUGGAAACCCCUUUGAUUGUGUCUGUGCCAAUCAAAUGUUCUUUCAGUGGGUCAGAGAGCAUAUACAGCUCUUGAAGAAAUCUAAGCCAAUGACUUGCCAGACCCCUUCUCAUAUGAAAGAUGUCUCUGUGCUAUCAUUUGAUGAUUUAACCUGUCGGAUGAAAAAGACCAUCAUUGCUAUGUCUGUUUUGGGCAUAAUGGUGGUACUUUUGGUACUGGCCAUGGUCUAUAAGUUCUAUUUCCACCUGAUGCUGCUUGCUGGCUGUAAAAAAAUUAGUGGAGGGGAAAUUACUUAUGAUGCCUUUGUCAUCUAUUCCAGUCAAGAUGAGGAUUGGGUGAGGAAGGAAUUGGUGAAGAACCUUGAAGAGGGUGUGCCCUCAUUCCAACUCUGCCUCCACUACCGAGACUUUAUCCCUGGGGUGGCUAUUGCUGCCAACAUUAUCCAGGAAGGUUUCCAUAAGAGUCGGAAGGUCAUUGUUGUGAUCUCCAAGCACUUUAUCCAGAGCCGCUGGUGUAAGUUUGAGUAUGAAAUUGCCCAGACAUGGCAGUUUCUGAGCAGCCAGGGGGGUAUCAUCUUCAUCAUGCUACAGAAAGUGGAGAAGUCAUUGCUACGACAACAGGUGGAACUCUAUCGGUUGCUACGCCGAAACACCUACCUGGAAUGGGAGGACACUGGUCUGGGUAGACAUGUGUUUUGGAGACGGCUGAGAAAAGCAUUGCUAGAUGGUAGAACAAAGGGUCACAAAGAAGCAGAUGAACAGGAGACCAGGUAGCCAGAGUCACCCACUUAGUGCUGAAAGGAAAAGAAAGGAGUAUCACCCAUUCUCUUUUCCCAUAAUCGUUAUCUAUAUCUUGCCCCCCAUUAUUAUAAUUCAAUGUGACACUGAGUCUCAUAGGGACAAUGGACACUAUGUAGUUCAAUCCUUCCAUCUUGCAGAUUAAAAAAAAAAACAUAACAAUUUUCUAUUUUAAAUACAAAUAUUCCAAACAAUCUGAGAUGUUUAACAUUGAGAUUGAAGCUUUGUUGUUGUU
Messenger RNA from Trichosurus vulpecula (common brushtail), 2861 nucleotides. It is a transcript of the gene TLR4, whose product is annotated as toll like receptor 4. The record is from RefSeq and is a predicted model, not a curated record. Gene Ontology annotation, cellular component: membrane. Gene Ontology annotation, molecular function: protein binding; lipopolysaccharide immune receptor activity; lipopolysaccharide binding. The coding region runs from base 110 to 2602 and encodes 830 amino acids. Gene Ontology annotation, biological process: toll-like receptor signaling pathway; defense response to Gram-negative bacterium; immune response. NCBI's taxonomy places the organism in Eukaryota, Metazoa, Chordata, Mammalia, Diprotodontia, Phalangeridae. The transcript has 3 exons.